AUGCUCCUACUAGCUCCUGGCCUCCUGCCCUUCCUGCUGGUGAUAAGCACAGGGGGUUCUGUGCCCAGCCCUGGGGCAAUGCCCCAGGGUUGCUACAUAGCGGAAGAAGCUGGCGAACAGACAUUCCGCUGCAGCCAGGCUGGCCUGAGUGUGGUGCCCAGUGGCAUCCCCAACAACACCCGAAAGCUUUACCUGGAUGCCAACCAACUGGCAUCAGUGCCAGCGGGUGCCUUCCAGCACUUGCCUGUCCUGGAAGAAUUAGACCUGUCUCAUAAUGUCCUUGUCCACCUCUCAGGGGCUGCUUUCCAGGGCCUAGAGGGUACUCUGCGCCACCUUGACCUCUCUGCCAACCAGCUAGCAUCCGUGCCUGUGGCAGCCUUCAUGGGGCUGCAGAUCCAAGUGAACCUGUCUGCCAACCCAUGGCGCUGCGACUGUGCCCUACAAGAAGUGCUCAGGCAGGUGAGGUUAGCUCCAGGCUCUGGGACAGGCAUCGUGUGUGGUCCAGGAGCCCAACCAGAUCUCGUGGGACAGGAGUUCCUUCUGCUGACUAGGGAGGAAGAACUGUGUGGCACCGGACGAGGUGGGACCCGAAGGAGCACUGAUGUGGCCCUCCUAGUUACCAUGGGGGGCUGGUUGACACUGGUAGCAGCUUAUCUGAUCCACUAUGUGUGGCAGAACCGGGACGAAACCCGGCGCCCACUCAAGCGGGCUCCUGCGCAGCCUGUGCGCUCAGAGGACUCCUCUACCCUCAGCACGAUGGUCUGA
This is a messenger RNA of Microtus ochrogaster (prairie vole), 765 nucleotides long. It is a transcript of the gene Lrrc3c, whose product is annotated as leucine rich repeat containing 3C. Bases 1 to 765 code for a protein of 254 amino acids. The record is from RefSeq and is a predicted model, not a curated record. Gene Ontology annotation, molecular function: protein binding. The transcript has a single exon. Lineage: Eukaryota; Metazoa; Chordata; Mammalia; Rodentia; Cricetidae. Gene Ontology annotation, cellular component: plasma membrane.